GUAGGGGAGAAGACAAACACCUCUGCCUUAACGGCACAGCCUUGCGAAUCCCGUGCCUCGCGCGAGGCGGGCAGUUUCCGAUGCAGUGACAUGCAGCAGCAGCAGCACGGAGGAAUUGAGGGGCCAUUUGGCGGGGCAGCAAUUGGAGGGAUAAAGAAAGGCCGGGCUCAGGCUUUGGAUCCCUCGUGCUCGCUUAUGGAAUGCACCAGAUGGAACUUAUCGCGAUAUAUGUCUAGUGUUGCCAUACGAGUAUGCUUCUCUUUGAUGAAAUCGCUUCAUCUACCCCGCGUUGACCACACUCAUGACCCCGCAUCAUCCAGUUUCAGCAUCGCCGUCUGCUUUCUCCAGCUCGGUCCAAGCUCAAACUUGAAGUCUCUGUUCAACAACCAUCAUCAGUAUCUCAACGUCAAAGCUCUCAAGACGGACGAGCUGAAUGAGUAUCUACACAAGCAUCCCCCCAUGCCGCCGCCUCCCAACUUGCCAUCGUCAAUUGAGCAAACAUCUUCACCACAUCACCAUCUCCACUCGUACUCCAUACUUUCCCUCCUCCCCAGAACAAACCCCACGCUUCUCAUCCAGGCUCGCUACUAUUAUUCUCCAGCAAAGCUUGCCUCUUCCUCGAUUGCCGGCCUAUUCCCUACUCCUAAUCUCCCGCCGUCUUCGGAUCUCAAAGCGCAUCACGUCCUCGUGGGAGUCGGGGUUCAGUCGGCCGAGCCGCAGCAGCUGGAAUCGCACCUCUUCGGUGGCUUCCCCUCCGAAAUGGUCUCCUCCUCGACGUCCGGUGGCUAUAAGCGGCUAUUCUUUCUUGCUCUCCCCAAGCAUAAAACAGAGUAUUACUGA
Messenger RNA from Trichoderma reesei QM6a, 840 nucleotides. RefSeq lists its product as uncharacterized. The record is from RefSeq and is a predicted model, not a curated record. The transcript has 4 exons. The annotation marks the transcript as partial. NCBI's taxonomy places the organism in Eukaryota, Fungi, Ascomycota, Sordariomycetes, Hypocreales, Hypocreaceae.